CUCCUUUAUGCUGAUUUCUAUUGAAGAUUCUCCAGUCCAUCAACAUGACUACAAGCACCUUCCUUGACACCCAUCCAACUCACUUUUCUAUCUGAUGUUAAGAAAUAAAGUCUUUGCUUUCCCUCUGUGAUGGAAGAUUCAGCAGUUCACAGGAACUGAGAUUAAAGCUGGCCCUGUCCUGGCAGUCCCGUGAGUAACCCUGGAAGUCUGGAGGACAUCAUCUUCCCUCGAGACUUCCUUUGAGGAGCAGCUGCUUCUGCCCCAUCCAGAUCAGUGGGAGACAAUGAGGAAAACAUAAAUGGAAACAUAAGAGGAGAAGUUAGAGCCCAUUUUGGAUUCUUGACUUGCCUUCUGAAGAGAUAGCUAGAGGACUAAUGAAACGAACAGUAUGUGCAAAAUCAAUAUUUGAGUUGUGGGGUCAUGGGAAAUCUGUAGAAGAACUGCAUUCUUCACUGAAGAGUUAUCCAGUAGAGAAAAUGGCCCCAUAUUUACAGUCCAACUUCACCUACAAAAUAAUAGUCUAUGCUUUUAACAAAACACUAACACAAACACAGAAGAUUGAAAGAAUGGAUUCUUUACAGUUUUUACCAUUUAAAGGACGUGUAGAUUUAAAGAAUCCAGACCAUAUAUUUUGGUUUCUAGAAGAUCAUGGAAAUAAUCUAGGCAACAGCACAGAACAACCUAUUGGCUUGUACUUUGGGAGAUGGAUUGCCAAUGGACAAAGGGACCUUAUUGAAUCCUACAGUGUUAAAAAAAGACAUUUUAUUGGGAACACAAGCAUGCAUUCCGGCUUGGCUUUUAUCAUGGCAAACCAUGGAAAAAUAAAACCAAACAACAUUGUGUUUGAUCCUUUUGUGGGAACAGGUGGACUUCUUAUAGCUUCUGCACACUUUGGAGCAUAUGUCUGUGGCACAGAUAUAGAUUAUAACAUAGUACAUGGGUUGGGCAAGGCUAGUAGAAAGAAUCAAAAGUGGAGAGGACCUGAUGAAAAUAUUAGAGCCAACCUUCGCCAGUAUGGUUUGGAGAAGUACUACCUUGACGUAUUUGUUUCUGAUGCAUCAAAACCCAUAUGGAGGAAGGGAGUGCAGUUUGAUGCAAUCAUUACAGACCCACCAUAUGGCAUUCGGGAAGCCACCAGAAAAAUUGGUUCACUAAGGGAAACAGUGAAAAUGACUGAAAAAAGCACUGAAAAUCACAACCUAGUUUCUUCAAAUUAUCAACUGAGUGAUAUAAUCUUUGACCUGUUAAAAUUUGCGGCGGAUUAUCUGGUGCGUGGAGGAAGAUUGGUCUACUGGCUGCCUGUGUACAAACCAGAAUAUACAGAAGAGAUUAUACCUCAGCACCCUUGCCUGAAACUCGUUAGCAACUGUGAGCAGACGCUUUCCAACCACACAUCAAGAUACCUGAUAACCAUGGAAAAGGUGAAAGAAUUUGAGGAGGAAGAUCAUAAUUCUCACACAUUGGAUAGCCAGUAUCUGCUAUACAAAUGUCAUGAUUCCUUUCGUGAGAAAUAUUUCAGUGGAGUGACGAAGAGGAUUGCCAAGGGAAAAAAAGACAGCCAAAAGUAAUCUAUUUGGAAAGGAAAAAACGAAAGCAAAGAACGCACAAGGCUUGUAUUUGACUAUUAAAACAUCUGGACCUCAACAUUAUAUAGAAGCUUCAGAGAACAAAUACUGUUUUUAAUUUUUUUUUAAACUCAAAGCAAAAACCACAACAUAAGUGAAGGACAGUUCUUUUUCAUUAACUUUGUUUAUACCAGAUUAUUGCACAAGGAUUUUUUUUACCUUUAUUUAAUUUAUUUUAGGACUUCAAGUUCUAAUGAUAAUUGAUUACAACCUUUAUCGCUGUUAGCUUUUUAGUCUAUUACCUCUAGCAAAAAUAAAAACUAUUGUUUGGCUUCUUAAGCUGUGAACAUCUGGAAAUCUUAGGGAUAAUGCAAUGGUAUUUUGGCUUAAAAAUUUUUUUUACUGUUGUGAAGAUCAAUUUCAGUUCCCUUUAUUCGUUUGUAACUGAUAUACAAUAAAUGCAGAAAAGUUUGUUCUGAAUUUUAAAAUUA
Molecule: messenger RNA, 2056 nt
Organism: Candoia aspera
Lineage: Eukaryota; Metazoa; Chordata; Lepidosauria; Squamata; Candoiidae
Gene: TRMT11
Product: tRNA methyltransferase 11 homolog
Exons: 15
Coding region: 375-1568 (397 amino acids)
Biological process (GO): methylation
Cellular component (GO): cytoplasm
Molecular function (GO): nucleic acid binding; methyltransferase activity
Source: RefSeq, a predicted model, not a curated record